Messenger RNA from Loxodonta africana (African savanna elephant), 1489 nucleotides. It is a transcript of the gene PPP2R5A, whose product is annotated as protein phosphatase 2 regulatory subunit B'alpha. The transcript has 13 exons. Gene Ontology annotation, molecular function: protein phosphatase activator activity. Gene Ontology annotation, biological process: signal transduction; protein dephosphorylation. NCBI's taxonomy places the organism in Eukaryota, Metazoa, Chordata, Mammalia, Proboscidea, Elephantidae. Gene Ontology annotation, cellular component: nucleus; cytosol; protein phosphatase type 2A complex. The record is from RefSeq and is a predicted model, not a curated record. The coding region runs from base 14 to 1465 and encodes 483 amino acids.
CAGGGCCGCGGCGAUGGCGUCGGCGGCGGGGGCUGCCGGCGCCGCCAUCUCGGCCGCGGAGAAGGUGGACGGCUUCACCAGGAAAUCGGUGCGCAAGGCGCAGCGGCAGAAGCGCUCGCAGGGCUCGUCGCAGUUCCGCAGCCAGGGCGGCCAGGCGGAGCUGCACCCCCUGCCCCAGCUCCGAGAUGCCACUUCAAAUGAACAGCAAGAGCUUUUCUGUCAGAAGUUGCAGCAGUGUUGCGUACUGUUUGAUUUCAUGGACUCUGUGUCAGACUUGAAGAGCAAAGAAAUUAAAAGAGCAACGCUCAAUGAACUGGUUGAGUAUGUUUCAACUAAUCGUGGUGUAAUUGUUGAAUCAGCGUAUUCUGAUAUAGUAAAAAUGAUCAGCGCUAACAUCUUCCGGACUCUCCCUCCAAGUGAGAAUCCGGAUUUUGAUCCAGAAGAAGACGAGCCCACGCUCGAGGCCUCUUGGCCUCACAUACAACUGGUGUAUGAAUUCUUCUUGAGAUUUCUGGAGAGCCCUGAUUUCCAGCCCAGCAUUGCCAAGCGAUACGUUGAUCAGAAAUUUGUACAGCAGCUCCUGGAGCUUUUUGAUAGUGAAGACCCCAGAGAACGUGACUUCCUGAAGACUGUUCUGCAUCGAAUUUACGGGAAAUUUCUUGGAUUAAGAGCAUUCAUCAGAAAACAGAUUAACAACAUUUUCCUCAGGUUUAUAUAUGAAACAGAACAUUUCAAUGGUGUUGCUGAACUCCUUGAAAUAUUAGGGAGUAUUAUCAAUGGCUUUGCGCUGCCGCUGAAAGCAGAACAUAAACAGUUCCUGAUGAAGGUUCUCAUUCCUAUGCACACUGCAAAAGGGUUAGCUUUGUUUCAUGCUCAGCUCGCCUACUGCGUGGUGCAGUUCCUGGAGAAAGAUGCAACCCUGACAGAACCAGUGAUCAGAGGAUUGCUAAAAUUUUGGCCAAAAACAUGCAGUCAGAAAGAGGUGAUGUUUUUAGGAGAAAUUGAAGAAAUCUUAGAUGUCAUUGAGCCAACACAGUUCAGAAAAAUUGAAGAGCCGCUUUUUAAACAGAUAUCGAAGUGCGUAUCCAGCUCUCAUUUUCAGGUCGCUGAGAGGGCUUUGUACUUCUGGAAUAAUGAAUAUAUUCUCAGUUUAAUCGAGGAGAACAUCGACAAAAUCCUGCCAAUUAUGUUUGGCAGUUUGUACAAAAUCUCCAAAGAACACUGGAAUCCGACCAUUGUAGCGCUGGUAUACAAUGUGCUGAAAACGCUAAUGGAGAUGAAUGGCAAGCUUUUUGAUGACCUUACUAGCUCAUACAAAGCUGAAAGACAAAGAGAGAAAAAGAAGGAAUUGGAACGUGAAGAAUUAUGGAAAAAGUUAGAAGAGCUAAAGCUCAAGAAAGCUCUAGAAAAGCAGAACAGUGCUUACAACAUGCACAGUAUUCUCAGCAGUACAAGUGCUGAGUAAAAAAAAAAAAAAACGCCUGCCACC